AGAAACGGACAACCCUAAAAGGAGCAAAACAAAAAAAAAAACAGAACAAGAGGACGAAAAAAAUGAAGACAACGACAACAAUGCUCUUGUGUCUCAUCACGAUGCUCCUAAUAGCCUCCGCACAUUCCAAGGAAGAAACGGCUAUGCGUCUCGACAUGAAGCACCGUGACUCACUCUCACCGAAUCCGUCACCUUACCAUCGCAUCGAAGACAUUAUGGGCAUGGACCAGAAGCGUCACAACGUCAUUUCUCAGAAAAUAAAAACAACUAAAGGUGGAGUGAAAAUGUCGCUGGGAUCAGGUUUCGACUACGGAGCGGCCCAGUAUUUCUCGGAGAUCAUGGUUGGAACGCCGGCGAAGAGGUUCAGGGUGGUGGUGGACACAGGGAGCGAGCUGACAUGGGUGAAUUGUAGGUUCCAUGGGCAAGGGCCAGAGAAACUUGAGAAUCGUCAUGUCUUCAGAGCAGAGAAUUCGUCCAGUUUCAGAAAAGUUGGAUGCAUGACGAAGACUUGUUCGGAAGAUUUGGCUAAACUAUUCUCCAUCGCUAUAUGCCCUACCCCUAGAACUCCAUGCGCAUACGAUUACAGAUAUGUUGAUGGAUCAUCAGCACAAGGUGUAUUCGCUAAGGAGACCUUCACUCUUGGUCUCACCAACGGCAGCGUUACUAGUAUCCGUGGCCUCCUCAUUGGCUGCAGCAGCAACUCCGAAGGUGGUGCCAGCUUCCGUGAAACAGACGGUAUCCUUGGUCUAGCCUUGAGCGAUUACUCCUUCACUGCAAAAGCCACUAACAUCUUCGGAGGCAAAUUCUCAUACUGCCUCGUUGACCAUACCUCACACAAAAACGUCUCCAACUAUCUCAUCUUCGGCUCUACCCCCUCGUCUACCACCACCAAAGCCCCCGCAAGACGAACCACUCGGCUUGAUCUCAGUAUCCUUCCUCCCUUCUACGCCGUCAACAUCGUUGGAAUCUCCAUCGGAGAGGAAAUGCUCAACAUCCCUCCACAAGUAUGGGGCGUAAAGAAAGGUGGUGGGACCAUUUUGGACUCAGGAAGCAGCCUCACGUUCUUAGCUGAGGCCGCGUACAAGGCCGUGGUUACAGGGCUACAGCGUCACCUUGUUGGUGUGAAAAGAAUCAAACCAGAAGGACUACCAAUAGAGUUUUGUUAUUAUACCACCAAGUUCGACGACAGAAAGCUGCCACAGCUGACGUUUCAUUUCAAGGGCGGUACUCGUUUCGCGCCUUAUCGUAGAAGCUACCUGAUAAAUGCUGCGCCAGGAAUCAGGUGUUUAGGGUUUGUGGAGGCUAAAGGUGAGGCUACUAAUGUCAUUGGGAAUAUAAUGCAGCAGAAUCAUUUGUGGGAGUUUGAUAUUGCGGCCUCAACUUUGUCUUUUUCUCCUUCUACCUGCCUUUAGAUUGGUGUUUUAUUACUUGACAAAAUUAAAAUUUUUAGUGAAAAAGUAAAUAAUGCUAUCAAAACUUGUUAGAUAGCAUUCAUUUCCUUAAAAUCACUAUUGGGCCUUGUAAAUAAUAGCCUCUUAGUGGGCCGUUGAGAGAGCAGGUUGGGCCCAUCACUUCA
This is a messenger RNA of Brassica rapa (field mustard), 1576 nucleotides long. RefSeq names its product aspartic proteinase NANA, chloroplast. The record is from RefSeq and is a predicted model, not a curated record. Lineage: Eukaryota; Viridiplantae; Streptophyta; Magnoliopsida; Brassicales; Brassicaceae. Gene Ontology annotation, biological process: proteolysis. Gene Ontology annotation, molecular function: aspartic-type endopeptidase activity.